CAGGCCAAGGAGCGGCAGAUCGAGGAGCUCAAGGCCGAGCGGGACACGCUGCUGGCACGCAUCGAGCGCAUGGAGAGGAGAGUGCAGCUGGUGAAGAAGGACAGCGAGCGGGAGAAGCACCGAAUCUACCAGGCCUUCGAGGUGGACGAGAAGCCAGAGGUGGAGGCCUGUGAGAAGCUGCCCCUGGAGUGUCCCCAGGACCUGCUGGAGCCCCCCCCGACCCUGCAGCCCAAGCACUUCCCCUAUGGCAGGAACGGAAAAGGGCAUAAAAGGAAGCCAACCUUUGGGAGCGGGGAGAGGAAGACUCCUGUCAAGAAAUUGGUGUCUGAGUUCUCCAAGGUGAAGAGCAAAACCCCCAAGCACUCCCUGGGGAAGGAGGACUCCGGCGGCUCCUUGGCCGAAAGCGUUUGCAAGCGAGAGCUGCGCAGCCAGGAGCCCCCUGAGAAGCCCAGGCCGCUGCUGGAGACCCCCCUGCGGGCCUCAGCCCUGCCCAAGGGCCCCGGUGCCCACCCCAAGGAGAAAGGCUUCUUUGGCAGCAGCGAGGCAGACGACCUGCCCUACCUGGCCACCACCGAGAUGUACCUCUGCCGCUGGCACCAGCCGCCCCCCUCGCCCCUGCCCCUGCGCGAGCCCUCCCCCAAGAAGGAGGAGACUGUAGCAAUUCCAUCUUGGAGGGACCAUGUCGUGGAGCCCCUGAGAGACCCCAACCCUUCAGACAUCCUGGAGAACCUGGAUGACAGUGUCUUUGCCAAGCGGCAUGCCAAGCUGGAGCUGGAUGAGAAACGAAGGAAAAGGUGGGACAUUCAGCGGAUCAGGGAACAGAGAAUCCUGCAGCGGCUGCAGCUCCGAAUGUACAAAAGGAAAGGGAUCCAGGAGUCGGAGCCUGAAGUUACCUCAUUCUUCCCUGAGCCAGAUGAUGUGGAAAGUUUGCUCAUCACCCCCUACCUGCCUGUGGUCGCCUUCGGCAGGCCCUUACCAAAACUGACCCCACAGAACUUCGAGCUGCCCUGGCUGGACGAGCGCAGCCGCUGCCGGCUGGAGAUGCAGAAGAAGCAGACCCCACACCGGACCUGCCGGAAGUAGU
Messenger RNA from Indicator indicator, 1084 nucleotides. RefSeq names its product MSL complex subunit 1 (gene MSL1). NCBI's taxonomy places the organism in Eukaryota, Metazoa, Chordata, Aves, Piciformes, Indicatoridae. The transcript has 8 exons. The coding region runs from base 70 to 1083 and encodes 337 amino acids. Gene Ontology annotation, cellular component: MSL complex. The record is from RefSeq and is a predicted model, not a curated record.